ACGCACACCAUGAGUCUCUUCGGGAAGAUGGCUGCAGUAUACAUGAUGCGAAACUGAAUGGACCGAGAACAGCCCAAAACUGCUAAAUAUCCCCCUUCUUUCCUCCUCCGUCUCCCUCUCAACAUCCACACAGAUGCGUUUGCGUUCAAACGAAGCCGAUUUUAAUCUAGCGUGAAGAACUAAGAUGAUAAUAUGACCCAGAAGAAGAAGAAGCGAGUGAAUCGCAGUUUGUUACUGGCGAAGAAAAUCAUCAUCAAGGAUGGAGGAACGCCUCAAGGCUAUGGUUCUCCAAGCGUUUAUCACGCCGUCAUCGUCAUAUUUCUGGAGUUCUUCGCUUGGGGUUUGCUGACAGCACCAACUUUAGGAGCUCUUCAUGAAACCUUCCCCAAACACACGUUUCUCAUGAACGGCUUGAUCCAGGGGGUCAAGGGUCUGCUGUCGUUUUUAAGCGCUCCUCUGAUUGGUGCUCUGUCAGACGUUUGGGGAAGGAAGUCCUUUCUUUUACUCACCGUCUUCUUCACGUGUGCUCCAAUUCCUUUAUUGAAGAUCAGCCCAUGGUGGUACUUUGCCAUCAUCUCUGUAUCUGGAGUGUUCGCCGUUACCUUCUCGGUUAUAUUUGCCUAUGUGGCCGACAUCACCCAAGAGCAUGAGCGCAGUAUGGCUUACGGCAUGGUCUCGGCCACGUUUGCGGCGAGUCUGGUGACGAGCCCAGCCAUCGGCGCGUAUCUGAGUCAGGUCUACGGAGACAGUCUGGUAGUGGUUCUGGCUUCUGCCAUUGCUAUGCUGGACAUCUGCUUUAUCCUGGUGGCCGUGCCCGAAUCACUGCCGGAAAAAAUGAGACCGGCCUCCUGGGGCGCUCCAAUCUCAUGGGAACAAGCAGACCCCUUUGCUUCUUUGAGGAAGGUGGGCCAGGACUCGACGGUUCUGCUCAUCUGUAUAACAGUGUUUCUGUCAAAUCUGCCUGAGGCUGGCCAAUACUCCAGCUUCUUCCUCUAUCUGCAACAGAUAAUGGGAUUUUCACCUGAAAGUGUUGCAGCUUUCAUUGCUGUUCUAGGAUUGAUGUCUAUUGUUGCACAGACAGUUGUAUUAAGUUUACUAAUGCGUUCCAUCGGGAACAAGAACACAAUUUUGCUGGGAUUGGGAUUUCAGAUUCUGCAGCUCGCCUGGUAUGGGUUCGGAUCGGAGCCAUGGAUGAUGUGGGCAGCUGGAGCCCUUGCCGCCAUGUCUAGUAUCACUUUCCCUGCUGUUAGCGCCCUGAUUUCCCGCACAGCCGAUCCGGAUCAACAAGGCGUGGGUCAAGGUAUGGUUACGGGAAUCCGCGGGUUGUGUAACGGUUUGGGUCCGGCUCUCUAUGGCUUCAUCUUCUACAUCUUUCAUGUCGAGUUGGACCAAGUUCCAGAGAAAGAACCGGAUAUACAGCAUCACCACGAUCACCACCAACAGAGUGCAAUAAUCCCGGGACCGCCGUUCCUCUUUGGUGCGUGUUCUGUGCUGCUGGCGCUCCUGGUGGCGCUUUUCAUUCCCGAACACCCCCAUAUGGGCACUCGUGCGGGCAGCUGGAAGAAGCACACAUCCCCCCACGGCCACCCGCACAGUCCCCACCCUCCUGGUGAGGCCAAAGAGCCCCUUCUACAGGACACUAACGUGUGAUUGGGAGUUUCAAUGUGGCUAUUUUGGCCACGCCCCUUAUUAAGCAUUGGGAAAGAAACUGCGCAUGGAGGCUAUUGUCAUUUAUUGAAAUGUAAAGCUAUAUCGGAGGCAUGGUCAGUCUUGCCCCUAGAGCUCUACCUUCCUGCAGAAUAUCAUUUAAAUAAACCUAAACUUGUUCAUUAAGGUUUAUGGAAAUUACAGACAGGAAGGAAAGUCUCUAAGAUUAAGACUGGGCGUCCCUGCUGAAUCACCAAUAGAGCACCACUUUUUAAAAGAAAUGUGUAUAUAGAAGAACGUUAUAUUAUACAAUGGUUCUUUCCAAAGGCACUAUUGUAAUGUCUUUUAUUUAUUCUUCUUAUUACUUGUUCUUCGCCUUUUUUUCUGUCUUUUUACAUUGCUCUAUUUGACUGUCUAGUUCUUCAUUACCAUAGUUCACUCAGGGACAUUAACCUGGUCAGGAAUGUUUCCGAACACAGUGUGUUCCUCUUAUCAGAAGGGCCUUGCGACAGUGUACAAAUAACAGGCUUCAUUCAUGAAACGCAAGCAGGACAAAUGAUGUUAACUAUUCGCAAGAAUUUGCAUUGAACAAACUUAAGUAACUCAUUCGUAAAAAUAUUUGAGUUGAAGAAUGGUAGAAAUUUUUCCGCGGAUUCGCAGAGAACAAAUUCAUGCAAGUCAUUGGUUAUGCCAUUUGUAAGAAUUUCAGUUAAACAAAUGUGUGAAUUUGGUCGUAAAGUUACUUGUAAGGUUUUGAGUUGAACAUAUUUGAGUAACUCAUUCGGAAAACCAUUCGUUAGAAUUUGAGAUGUGACAAAAUUGUGUAAUUUGUUUCCUACAACUAUUUGCAACUAUUUUUGUUCAACACAAAUUUUCGCAAAUCAUUCAUAAAACCAUUCUUAAAUAUUUCGGACGAAUUGCAUUUGUGUGAAUCGUUCGGAAAAUUACUUCGUAAAACCAUAUGUAAGAAUCUGCGCUUAACGAAUUUUUGCAAAUUGUUCGUAAAACCGUUCGUACGAAUUCGAGUUGAACAAAUUUAUGUAAAUUUUUGUUCAUAUAAGAAUUUACGCAGAGCGAUAAAAGUCGUAGAAGUCGUUCGUAAAACUUUUAGUGAGAAUCAUAAAAUGUCAGUCGUUUUUGAGGCCCAGUGACCUUACCGAAUGGUUUGCUAUAAAUGUGCUGCGUUCAUGAGAUCACGAGUUUGUUAUGCUACAUGACAGAUAAUUUUUUAAGGAUUUCUAAUGCUUUGACGUGAAUGGCCUUAACUGACAGUUGGGUUUCAGACUUCGUCGCAGUGGAAUGAUUGUGGUAUAGCUUCAAAGUUCCUUUUCGUUUUCUGUUAAUGUUUAAGCUGAAGCCUGUUUUCUUUUUAUCACUUAGAAUCAAUGGUGCCUUUUCCCAGCUUUAAUUGUGUUGUUGACGGAAACUGGCGGAUUUAAGUGACGCUUGAGACUCUACACAACUGAAAAGUCUUGCGUAAAAUAACAGUAAAUUGUGAAACUGAAACGUGAUGAGUCUUCCGUCUGGAUUCGCUUUCAGCCUUGUGUAGAAACAUUCUUUUAUUAAAAUUAUGUAAGUUUACGCAAAGCAUUUCGCAAAUGCCAACGGACAUUUGAGAAACAGGUGAAAUUUGCCAGUGGCCUUUCUAUAUAUAUAUAUUUGUUUUCUUAAAGACAGAUGAAUGGCUCAUUUUAAGGUUUGGCAUUUGACCAAAUGUAUUGAUAUAUUAUUGACACAAGAUAGGCAAGUUGAUUUGAAAUAUUAGUUGUGUGCUUUGGAUAUUUAUGAAAUGAUUUCCUGUAAAAUAUUUCCUUCAUCUCGGAAUACAGUGUGCUUUUUUUCUUUUUACAUUCUGUGGUUUUGUUGUGCCGUUUUCAUUAUAAAUUUUAAACAUGGUGUAUUGUUUUUGACCGAGCAAUGUAAAUAUGUUUAAACGUAUUAAAGUAUCUAAACAUGCAUUUCAAUAAAAGUUAAAUAUUUUGA
Molecule: messenger RNA, 3630 nt
Organism: Carassius gibelio (silver crucian carp)
Lineage: Eukaryota; Metazoa; Chordata; Actinopteri; Cypriniformes; Cyprinidae
Gene: slc71a1-1
Product: major facilitator superfamily domain containing 14A 1
Exons: 12
Coding region: 193-1650 (485 amino acids)
Biological process (GO): transmembrane transport
Cellular component (GO): membrane
Molecular function (GO): transmembrane transporter activity
Source: RefSeq, a predicted model, not a curated record